Molecule: messenger RNA, 561 nt
Organism: Bicyclus anynana (squinting bush brown)
Lineage: Eukaryota; Metazoa; Arthropoda; Insecta; Lepidoptera; Nymphalidae
Product: cuticle protein 16.5-like
Exons: 2
Coding region: 47-508 (153 amino acids)
Source: RefSeq, a predicted model, not a curated record
UACACUUCGAGUUAUUUGACCAGCACGACUAGCCAAAAAAAACAAAAUGUUUGGAAAGAUUAUCUUCCUCGCUGCCAUCGCCAUCGCUGUUGCCAAGCCCAGCGCCCCAGCUGCGUUAGUCGCGCCCGCUCCACUAGUGGCUGCAGCUGCGCCUGUGGUGGCCGCGCCCGCUCCUCUCGUGGCCGCACCCGCUCCUUUCGUGACAGCAUCCAGCUCGCAGUACGUUUCGAGAAACUACAAUGGACUUGUAGCUGCCGCUCCGCUCGUGGCUCCAGCUCCCGUCGUAGCCCGCGCCGCUCCGUUAGUCGCUGCUGCUCCGUAUUAUGCUCCUGCUGCUGCUCCGUAUUAUGCUCCUGCUGCCGCUCCAUACGUAGCUGCUGCUGCCGCUCCUUAUGUUUCUGCUGCUGCUCCCUAUGUAGCUGCUGCUCCUUACGUAGCUCGCGCUGCUCCGUACGUCGCUGCAGCGUCGCCCUAUUUUGCGCCAGCGCCUGUUGUUGCCCUUAAAUGAAAAGACUGCUUUAUACUAUCCUAAAUGAAUAAAAUGAAUUUUAGACAAUUUUA